AGCGGGGGCGCAUGCCCAGCGCUUGCCGCGCACGCCUUCUCUCCGGUGACCCGGACCUAGGCCGGGACCCAGGAGGAGGGGUCGCAUCUGUUCUUGUUGAUCCCCAUCCCCGCAUGUCCAGACCCGCUCCCCCGUGGGAACUGAAAACUUUAAGGCAGGCAGCCCUGGAGGUCACUGCCCGCCACUGCAGCCGGGAGCUGGACCAGUAUGGCCAGUGUGUGGCGGCCAAGCCUGAGUCCUGGCAACGGGACUGUCACCACCUCAAGAUGAGCAUUGCUCGGUGCACGUCCUCCCACCCCAUCAUCCGUCGGAUCCGCCAGGCCUGUGCAGAGCCGUUCGAGGCCUUCGAGGAGUGUCUCCGACAGAACGAGGCAGCCACCAACAACUGUGUAGAGCAGGUGCGCCGCUUUCUUCAGUGUGCGGAGCAGGUGCCACCACCAGGCCCACCCACUGUGCAGGUUCUGAAGUGUGAUGAGAAAACACCGGGCCCAGGCCCCACUUGAUGGCUGGGCUAGCUCCCUGUGUGAGGUUUGGUGCCUGAGAGUACACUGCUGGUGGAGGCAAGUCCAAACCAGGGACAGCACCUCACGACAGCAUUUGGCCAUGAGGAAUUUUCACUCAAUUUUAUCACAAAGACUUCCUAAUGUCCAUUCCUGUGUCUGUGUUGGUAAGUUGUAUUUUCCUAAGAGUUUUUCCCAUGAUCUGAAUUUUCACAUUUUCAUAAAUUUGUUGAGAAUACCACGAUUGAGAUCUGUAGAAUCUAGAGAAAGCCCCUUCUGCGUUCCUGGUGUUGCUUGCUUGUACCCUCUUCCUUUGUCCUUCCUCAGUUUCAACAGGGCCUUAUCGACUUUAUUACUUAUUGCAGCAUCUGCUCUGGUUUUGUUGGCGCUCUGUGUUGUGGGUGUUUUUAUCUUAGUUCUCUGAUUCGUUACUGUUUUUCUUCAGAUUUCAUUUUGUUUUCUGCCUCUUUGACAUGAACGUUUAGCUCACUGUUUUAGCUUUUUUAAAUAUUUGCACCCACAUGUCCCACAGAGCAUGGCUUGCUAUUUUUCUUUUUUCACUGAUUCCCAGAUUAGAGGGUUGAAAUUGUAUUUCUUAAUUUCUAAACAUGACGAUUUUUUUAGCUAUCUUGUCUAGUUGUAAUUGGUUGGAAACAUGUUUUAUAUGAUUCCAAUCUUUUGAAAUACGGUGAGACUUCAUGGCAUCUGGUCAGUAUUGUUAAUGUGCUCAAAUGAA
Pteropus alecto (black flying fox) is the source of this 1236-nucleotide messenger RNA. RefSeq names its product coiled-coil-helix-coiled-coil-helix domain containing 5 (gene CHCHD5). The coding region runs from base 12 to 503 and encodes 163 amino acids. The transcript has 4 exons. Lineage: Eukaryota; Metazoa; Chordata; Mammalia; Chiroptera; Pteropodidae. The record is from RefSeq and is a predicted model, not a curated record.